AUGACGUCCACUAUGACUGAGACCGCGUCUGUCAGCACGACUCACGGCAUGGGUAUCGAUAUCCAAUCGACUAAGAAGACCGUUGAAGGCCACACCAUGACUGGCACAGUUUACUUCGAGAAUAAGAAGAUUUGGGGACCCAAGUCAUGCCACGACAACUCGGUCGACAUUCAAAGGGCCUUCAAGAGGGCAGAUCCCCGCUUCGAGAUGGCUCUUGAGAGAAAGUCUCAUUCGGUUGAAGGACACACGCGCGCGCUCACCAUCAAGUCUAACGGCAAUACCAUUCUGAACGGUCACUCCGUCCACGACAACAUGGACGACAUGGUUGCCACUAUUAAGGGCAUCCUACUCGUCAGCCCUACACCCUAA
This is a messenger RNA of Clonostachys rhizophaga, 369 nucleotides long. Lineage: Eukaryota; Fungi; Ascomycota; Sordariomycetes; Hypocreales; Bionectriaceae. The record is from the annotation of a GenBank genome assembly.